AUGGCGAUCAUCAGGGAAGGGAGUGUGCUGGCGGGGAGGGGCCUAGGGGCCCGCGCCUGGGAUGGGAGUCCCGGGCCUGAGGUCGGAGGUCGGGGCUGGGCUCCCGGGGGCGCCGCCAGCCGGACCGGCAACGCUGUUUGUCUUUUUAGGUAUCUAAAGGAGUUUAGGACAGAGCAGUGCGCCCUGUUUUUGCAGCACAAGUGCGCCCAGCACAGGCCAUUUACCUGUUUCCAUUGGCAUUUCCUAAAUCAGCGUCGGCGCAGACCGCUACGCAGGCGCGAUGGCACCUUCAACUACAGCCCCGACGUGUACUGCGCCAAGUACGACGAGGCCGCCGGCGUGUGCCCCGACGGCGACGAGUGCCCGUACCUGCACCGCACGACGGGGGACACGGAGCGCAAGUACCACCUGCGCUACUACAAGACGGGGACCUGCAUCCACGAGACGGAUGCCCGGGGCCACUGCGCCAAGAACGGGCUGCACUGCGCCUUUGCGCACGGGCCCCUGGACCUGCGGCCACCCGUGUGUGACGUCCGGGAGCUGCAGGCCCAGGAGGCCCUACAGAACGGCCAGCUCAGUGGCGGGGACAGCCUUCCGGAUCUGCAGCCCGGGGUCCUCGCCAGCCAGGCCAUGAUCGAGAAGAUCCUGGCCGAGGACCCGCGGUGGCAAGACACCAACUUCGUGUUGGGCAGCUACAAGACAGAGCAGUGCCCGAAGCCACCGCGCCUCUGCCGCCAGGGCUACGCGUGCCCGCACUACCACAACAGCCGCGACAGGAGACGGAACCCCCGCAGGCUCCAGUACAGGUCCACGCCCUGCCCCAGCGUGAAGCACGGAGACGAGUGGGGCGAGCCCUCGAGGUGCGCCAGUGGGGACAGCUGCCAGUACUGCCACUCCCGCACUGAGCAGCAGUUCCACCCCGAGAUCUACAAAUCGACAAAAUGCAACGACAUGCGCCAAAGCGGCUACUGCCCCCGGGGCCCCUUCUGUGCCUUCGCACAUGUGGAAAAGAGCAUUGGAAUCUCAAGUGACUGGGGCUGCCGCGAUCCCAGCUCCACCAACAGCCCCGUGGCCAGCAGCGGCCCGCCGGGAAACGUAAAGCGGAGAGAUUCGCCCACGGAAGGCGGCCAGAAGGCCAGCGAGCACAGCGGGAAGCAGAACCACCUCACUGUGCUCGCUGUGGUCCGCCCGCUCGCCUCCAGCGUGGGCUCCAGCGUGACCUCGAGCCUGGCCUCCAGCACUGGCUCCAGGGGCUCCUCCCCGACGGUGCUGUCCGCCCUGGACGCCCGUGCCCUCCUGCUCGACCCCACGAGCAACACGGUCGAGUCGGUCCUCGGUUCGGCUUUAGACGUCCACCUUAGCGACAUAAACAUUGCAUCCCUGGAGAGAGACCUAGAAGACCGAGAGAAGAGUGAACUUGGGCCGACAAGUCAGAGGCUGCUGGGGGGCUCGGCGCCGGUCGCUAUCCCAGGCCCCUUGACACGCUCGCCGUCCCUGCACUCGUCCUCGUCCUUGUCCACCUCCCCGCUCAGCUCGCUCUCCCAGUCCCUGUCGGGGCCACUGGUCUCCUCAGCCAUGACACCCCCCCAGCAGCCCCCGCCACCCCCGAAGUCAGAGCCUGGGGCCCUGGGCUCCUCAGCUUCCUCAUACAGCUCCUUAGGCUUAAAUGGCGUCCCCGGGAGCAUCUGGGACUUCGUUUCCGGCAGCUUCUCCCCCAGUCCCUCCCCCAUCCUGGCUGCCGGGUCCACCUCCUCCAGCGGGAGCCCGAGCGGUGCGGAGCUGGCACGUGUCCGGCGGCAGCUCGACGAGGCCAAGCGCAGGAUCCGGCAGUGGGAGGAGUCCUGGCAGCAGGUGAAGCAGGCCUGUGAUGCGUGGCAGCGGGAGGCCCAGGAGGCGAAGGAGCGGGCGCGGGUGGCUGACAGCGACCGGCAGCUGGCGCUGCAGCGGAAGGAGGAGGUGGAGGCACGGUGCCGGCAGCUGCAGGAGGAGCUGGAGGGCCUGGGGCUGGCGGCCGCGCUGCCCGUGCUGAGGAGCUGUGGCGACCUGGACACGGCGCCCCUGCCCACGCUGCACUCCCUGCAGAGCAGGCUGCGCCUGGGCCUGGAGGCCAUCGAUGGGGUCAUCAUCCAGCUGCACGCAAAGCAGUGCCUGGCAUGCCGGGAACGGGCCCGUGGCGCCGUCCCACGACCCUGUCCGCACCGCGUCCUCUGCGAGCCGUGUGCCGCCAGCGCGCCUGCCUGCCCCUACUGCAAGGGCCAGCCCGUACAGUGGUGACCCACCUCCUGGAGCCCAACCGACGUCGGAAUGCGGCCGUGAGUGCGCCGACGACCCCUGCCGUGACGCCCCUGGGCGUUACUUACACCAGCGGUCUCGUGGUGUUCCCCCAAAACCUUCAGGUGUUCCCGCAGGUGGGCUCACCGUCUGGGGUGUGGCGCGCCUUCCCUCGGCUGCUGAGCGUGCGGUGGGCGCUGCAGUGCCGCCAGGGUUUGCAGUCAUCCGACACUGCUGUUGGCCAGAUCGCUAGGAGUCUUGAGUCUCGUACAAGCACUUUGUAAACUGAGGAGUUUAGUUAGAUGUUAAAAAUUGCUAUAAGCUGCUUUGUAGAUUUAUGGUUUUUUUUUCCUUUAAAUAUGCGAUAAUACGAAGCUUUCUAUGUGUACUGUGAACUUAAGAUGUUUCCUAUCAGUUGGCUUAUUCAUGGUAUGGUAAAUAGGUUAGAUUUCAUCUUCGGAAACUAGUACUUACCAGAUGAGCAUCUAUCUAGUAGUGAGAAAUGCUAGGGUUUUUAGUUUUCAAACUGAGUGCAAGCGGUAUUUAUAAGCAGAGGACGAUUACUGAGGACACGCAUACACUUAGGUGUGUGACUUACGGAAGGACUCGUUCUCGUGUGUGUACGCGCACGCCUGCUGGCGUUCUCUGCCCAGCACGUGACCUGGUGUCGCGACAGCUCUCGUGCAGCUACAUGAGCCGAGGCCAAUCCUUCCAAGUGCCUGUGCCUUGCAAAAGUGAACAAGUCACUGGCUUUGUUUUCUUCCUUGAAAAUAAGGCUUAGAUCCUGAUAGAAGCUCAGGCAGCAGAAGGAUCGGGUGCUGGCAUUUCAGUUUUCAGAAGCAGCUGUGUCUGAGCACACAGGUCCUCAGACCGGUCACAGGCAGCGGUGCUGUGUAACUACAGGGGGCCACGCUGAGGGUGCGUGGCCACCGUCCCCCAAUCUGUGUGCAGCUGUUAUGAUCACAAGCUUAUGUGUGACUGGCAAGGUGUCUGCAGAGAGAGGGCCCAGCCUGCCACCCUGCAGCCGGGAGGAGGGGCUGCCUCAGACUGUCGGCUGAGAGCGUGUGUAGGGGGGGUGACUUGAAAUCUUCUCUGGUCUAGAUUGGGACGUUUUCCCUAGAAACCUGGAAUAAGUGAAAGAUGUCUGUGGUUUACCCUGGCUUUCCACGGUUCUCCUGAGAAAACCUCAGAAUCUGCCUGGGGUAGUGAGCACAGGUACCAGCCCCCGUGGCCGCCGAGUGACCGCUGACACAUCUCUGCCCGCCCCCCGGCUUUGCCAAAGACUUUUAAUAGCAUUUUUUUUAAAGUGCAAAGUGACUAGGUAAGAAUUUUUAUCAGUGACCAAAUGAGAAUGUAUUUAAUAUAGUAAGACGUUUCAAAACCUUUUCUAAUG
Molecule: messenger RNA, 3664 nt
Organism: Trichechus manatus latirostris (Florida manatee)
Lineage: Eukaryota; Metazoa; Chordata; Mammalia; Sirenia; Trichechidae
Gene: UNKL
Product: unk like zinc finger
Exons: 15
Coding region: 1-2274 (757 amino acids)
Molecular function (GO): metal ion binding
Source: RefSeq, a predicted model, not a curated record